This is a messenger RNA of Uncinocarpus reesii 1704, 1890 nucleotides long. RefSeq names its product 2-isopropylmalate synthase. Bases 1 to 1890 code for a protein of 629 amino acids. NCBI's taxonomy places the organism in Eukaryota, Fungi, Ascomycota, Eurotiomycetes, Onygenales, Onygenaceae. The transcript is spliced from 5 exons. Gene Ontology annotation, cellular component: mitochondrion. Gene Ontology annotation, molecular function: 2-isopropylmalate synthase activity. The record is from RefSeq and is a predicted model, not a curated record. Gene Ontology annotation, biological process: L-leucine biosynthetic process.
AUGCCAAUGCUCAAAGAUCCCUCGACAAAGUACAAGAGGUUCCAGCCAAUUCAGCUUCCGAACCGGACAUGGCCUAACAAGACGAUCGAUAAACCUCCAAGAUGGCUGGCCACCGAUCUCAGAGACGGGAACCAGAGCUUGGUCGACCCUAUGGAUGGCGACCAAAAACACAGGUAUUUCAGAAUGCUCGUCGAGCUCGGCUAUAAAGAGAUUGAAAUCUCAUUCCCCUCCGCCUCCGAAACAGACUUUGACUUUACUCGACGUUUGAUUGAUAUGCCUGGAGAGGUCCCCGAUGACGUCUGGCUCCAAGUUCUGUGUCCUUGCCGUGAAGACUUCAUCCGCCGCACCGUGGAUUCCCUCAAGGGAGCCAAAAAAGCAAUUCUUCAUUUAUAUCUUGCUACGAGCGAAUGUUUCCGGAGGAUUGUGUUUGGUAUGACCAAAGAGCAGAGCAUUGAAUUGGCGGUGAAAUGUACGAAAUAUGCGCGUUCCAUAACAAAGGACGAUCCAUCGACGGCGGGCACGGAGUGGCGCUACGAGUUCUCUCCCGAAACAUUCUCUGAUACUGAUCCCGAGUUUGUGAUCGAGAUUUGCGAGGCUGUCAAGGCGGCCUGGGAGCCAACAGUCGAAGAACAAAUCAUUUUCAAUCUCCCUGCUACCGUCGAAAUGUCAACGCCAAACGUCUACGCAGACCAGAUCGAAUAUUUCUGUACACAUAUCUCCGAAAGAGAGAAAGUCUGUGUUUCCCUUCACCCGCAUAAUGACCGCGGUUGUGCCGUUGCCGCCGCGGAACUCGCCCAAAUGGCUGGCGCCGACCGUGUUGAAGGCACCCUCUUCGGCAAUGGAGAAAGAACCGGCAAUGUUGACCUGGUCACCCUUGCUCUGAAUCUCUACACCCAAGGUAUCCACCCGAAUAUUGAUUUCUCGGAUAUCAACUCUGUGAUUAGGGUCGUGGAAGAAAGCAACAAAAUUCCAGUUAAUGAAAGAUGGCCGUAUGGCGGCCAGCUUGUGGUUUGUGCAUUCAGCGGUAGCCAUCAAGAUGCUAUCAAGAAAGGAUUCAAAGAAAGAGCAGCAAGCGGUCUCAAAUCCGAAGACCGCUGGCAGAUGCCAUAUCUUCCGCUGGAUCCAGAAGACAUUGGUCGCAAUUAUGAAGCCAUUAUCCGCGUCAACUCUCAAAGUGGCAAGGGUGGGGUUGCUUGGAUCAUUCUGCGCAUGCUGGAGCUGGAUCUACCUCGAGGAUUACAAGUCGCCUUUAGCAAGAUUGUCCAAAGGGAUGCGGACAGACUGGGCCGUGAGCUCAAGCCAACUGAGAUUGUUUCCCUCUUUGAAGAGGCAUACCAUCUGAAGACGAAUCCUCGGUUUUCUUUGAUAGAUUACAAUAUCACAACAGACCGGUCCCAGACCCCUGCCCCUCCCGAGCCAGGAAAGGCUCUUAGCACAGAGAACCUCAAGAGAAGGUUCACGGGCAUCAUCGAAAUUGAUAGUAUUCAACAUGGAAUUGUUGGUGUCGGCAACGGUGCUAUCUCUUCUCUGGCAAAUGCCCUGAAGUCUCUUGGUAUCGACCUGGACGUCGUAGACUACAAGGAACACGCAAUGGGAAGCGACCGUGACACCAAAGCUGCCACUUUCAUUGAGUGCGUUGCUGCUGGAUCCGACCAAAAGGUUUGGGGCGUGGGCAUUCAUCACGAUGUCGUCCAGGCGAGUUUGACCGCGCUCCUGAGCGCUGCAAGCUCGUUCCUUUCAUCUCGUGCUCCAACACCCUUCCGCCCGGCAUUGGAAAAGCUCAACGGUGCGAUGAUGGACCCUAAGGACUUUGCGCAUGGCGUGGUUAAUGCAAUCCAGCAACAAAAGGUGGACAUAGACGCCUUGGAAGCAGCGGCAAACAAAAUUUAG